Molecule: messenger RNA, 2326 nt
Organism: Xyrauchen texanus (razorback sucker)
Lineage: Eukaryota; Metazoa; Chordata; Actinopteri; Cypriniformes; Catostomidae
Product: osteoclast stimulatory transmembrane protein-like
Exons: 3
Coding region: 1-1425 (474 amino acids)
Cellular component (GO): membrane
Source: RefSeq, a predicted model, not a curated record
AUGGACAAGGAAAUCAUUUUAAUAGUGAGUUUAAAAGCGUCAGUAAGGAGCAGUAUGGAGGUGCUCUGGUUGUGUUACUCCACUCCGACUCCUCAGAGUGCACAUCAGCUACUCACUCUAUUUACUCUCUGUUUCUUCAUGGCUGUGAUCACUGCCGCCCUACUUUUCCACUGGCUCACAGACUUUCUAAAAUAUGAUAUUCAGACAGCAAGUGUCGCAGCUGUUAUCCAUGCUACAGCUGUGUUCAUCCUGUCAUCUCUCAUCCAUCCAUUCCGAUGUGCCUUCACGUUGAUCUUCCCAACAUUGGGCACAAGACAGGGCCGUAAACUCCUCAUGUCCACAGCUGUGAUGAUUGUUGUGCUUUAUGUCCUUCCCAACAUGGUUGCCAACAUUUCAACUCUAACACAUGUUGUGAAAUGUGCAUCAGAAAAGCUUACGCAAAGUCUCCUGAGCAGCUCAGAGCUCAUCAACACCAUAAAGGACAAUAUAGUCAAAACAGCCGAAGAGAGUGUGGAAGCGACUUUGGUGCACACACUGCGUGAUUUUGAUCACACUACAAAUAUUAAUGUUUCAGAAGUGAAGGAACGGUUGAAUUUCUUGAGUAAACAAGUGCAGGAGGAUUUCUCUGAAUUUAAAAGUCAAGUACAGGAUUUAAAGCUGGUAACAAGCAGAAUCUUUGCAGCCGUUUUUGUUCUGUAUUUGUUCACAGAGUCUGUCAUUUACCUCCGAUCAUAUUUGACGUCUGUGAGAUUUGACAACACAUAUAUCACAGGUGGGCUGAGGAGCAAAGCGACCAGUAAAGGGAUCACUGUUGAAGCAAAGGAUGUGAAAAAUGGGGUGAACUCCACCAGUUUCAGAAUAACUAAAAGGGAAAUUUGCAGAUGUCUGGCUCCCUCGGUGGUGAUAACUCUGUAUCUACUGAUGACAAUUUUUCUGAUAGUGCUGGACCACUUCUUGCACUCCUUAGUGAAAUCAGGUGGCACUUGGAUUUCCAACAUACCAUCAAGCAACGUCAGCAUUAACAUCCACUUCAAGGUUGAAACUAUGCUCCACAUCUGUAAGCUUUUUAACUCAGACUGUCUGGUAGAACUGUUUAACUUCAACAAAUCUUACACAGCCCUCAUUCACUCAGAUCCAAAUGUGUGUGAUGCCCAGCCCAGUAAGCUGAACCCAAGUGCAGUGACGGCGCUGGUUUUCCUGUAUCUGCUCAGCUACACUAUGCUGCUUCUGGAGGUGUAUGCACGACGCCUUCGGAGGAAAGUUGCAGCUUCUUUCUUCCAGCAGCAGGAGGACAGAAGAAUUGAAUUCCUUAUUCAAAAAAUUCAAGCCAAGCAACAAACAAGACAAAAUCAAGUUUUCUUUAUAGAAACCAAACACCAGGAUGAAGAUACCAAGAAACAGAUCUCCGGGAUGGCAAGGGAAUAAACUGAUAAAAUCAUUGAUGCAGAAAUUCAUCCUAAAUAUAUCUGUGACAUACAGUAUCUGUACAGUCCGGGAUCAUGGGGUCUUUCAGGUUCCUGGGCACUGCAAUCCCCAGAACCUGAAAUUGAAGACCUUUUCAGACUCCAUUGUGAAAAAGGCCCUUUGCCAGCUUAGAAAGUUCAACCAGCCACACGAGCUGCUGAUUCAGUUCUUCUCAGCUUUUUUAAGGUCUGUCUUGUGCACUUCUAAAACUGUCCACCAAAAUGGCUAUAAAAAGACUGCACCAAACAGUCAGAACCGCUAAAAGGUUAUUUGGUACACCCCUGCACUCCUCACAUGAUUAAUACAACUCCUGACUGACAUAAUCACACAAGAAAUCGACAUGCUGUUUCCGAAUGUUCAAAUACCCUGAAAUCAACCCCAUUUUGCCUAAUUACUGACAAGCGCCAUUCCCCAUUUCCCAAAUUACUAGCAAGCACCAUCUGCUAUCAGACAUUUAUGCAUCAGUUUAUGAUUGUGUUUACCUUUCCCUGUGGUGCUAGAGUGCAUUUUGCAGGUAAUAUCUUAAACACACGUUCUAGUCUCAUAAAAAACAGCAAGGAAUCACGUUCAUUUUGAGACACUGGUUCGGGUCUUGAGGAAACCAAGAAGUAAUCAUGUUCACAUAAACAGUGAUGAGCACAAUGCAGAGGUUGCAUUUUCCCUCUAAAAUGACAUUUUUACUCCAUUGACGGAUAGGUUUAGGGUUCUGGUCUAGGUUAGGGAGUAUGGUUAAUAAAAUAUGCAUUCACGUGGACUGAACUACAUCAUUUAUUACUAAAAUUAUUAGUUUUUUGUGCCACCCUACAGAUAUUUGACUUCAACAACCCUUUGAGCUUUGGCCACUGGGGGCAGUGGUUUCAAA